This is a messenger RNA of Cucurbita pepo subsp. pepo (vegetable marrow), 2217 nucleotides long. RefSeq names its product protein NRT1/ PTR FAMILY 7.3. Lineage: Eukaryota; Viridiplantae; Streptophyta; Magnoliopsida; Cucurbitales; Cucurbitaceae. Gene Ontology annotation, molecular function: transmembrane transporter activity. Gene Ontology annotation, cellular component: membrane. Gene Ontology annotation, biological process: transmembrane transport. The record is from RefSeq and is a predicted model, not a curated record.
GCCAUUGUUGCUGCUCUCCAAGCUCUUCUCCACUUGCUUGCUCUUCAAUGGCUUGUCUCAAUAUCUCUUGUUUGCGUCAGAGUACUAUGCAGAGGAAGAAGACAACGACGAUGACGACAGCUGAGAAAGAGGUGCUUACGCUUGACGGAGCUGUUGACCGACAUGGUCGUCCCGCUGUUCGGGGCAAAACUGGAACUUGGGUUGCUGGAAUCUUGCUACUUGUGAAUCAAGGGUUGGCUACGUUGGCGUUUUUCGGAGUUGGAGUGAACUUGGUGCUGUUUCUAACGAGGGUUAUAGGACAAGACAAUGCGGCAGCGGCCAAUAACGUUAGCAAGUGGACAGGAACUGUUUACAUUUUCUCUCUUCUUGGAGCCUUCCUUAGUGAUUCGUACUUAGGAAGGUUCAAGACGUGUGCCAUAUUUCAAGCUAUUUUCGUCUUGGGUCUAGCUUCACUAUCAAUAACAUCCGGCCUAUUUCUGUUGAAACCCAAAGGGUGUGGAGAUGAGCAUACUCCAUGCGAUUCUCACUCCUCCUACCACAUUGCCCUGUUCUAUCUCUCAGUAUACUUGGUAGCCCUUGGCAAUGGAGGAUACCAACCCAACAUAGCCACAUUUGGGGCAGACCAGUUUGAUGAAGAAGACCCUAAGGAAGGCCUCUCCAAAAUUGCCUUCUUCAGCUACUUCUACUUGGCUCUCAACCUUGGCUCACUGUUCUCCAACACUAUUUUGGGUUACUUUGAAGAUGAAGGAAUGUGGGUGAUUGGUUUCUGGGCUUCUACUGCCUCUGCUGCUAUGGCUUUGAUCUUGUUCCUCUGUGGAAUCCCUAGGUAUAGACAUUUUACUCCUAAAGGAAAUCCCCUCUCUAGGGUUUCUCAAGUGCUGGUUGCAGCUACUAGGAAAUGGAAGGUUCAGAUUAUGCCUAAUUCUGAGGGAUUGUUUGAUGAGGAUGAGAAGGAUUUGGUUAGUAACAAUGGAGCUAGGAAAAUUCUACACACCAAUGGAUUCAGAUUUUUGGACAGAGCAGCAGCAAUUACAUUACCUGAGAUGGAUCAAUUUGACGAUGGAACUCGGAAUCCAUGGCGUCUCUGUACGGUUACUCAAGUCGAAGAAGUCAAAUGCGUUCUCAGACUCCUCCCGAUUUGGCUUUGCACGAUCCUCUACUCCGUCGUCUUCACUCAAAUGGCUUCUCUGUUCGUCGAGCAAGGCGCCGUCAUGAGAACCAACAUUUCUACAUUCCACAUCCCUCCCGCUAGCAUGUCGAGCUUCGACAUUCUCAGCGUCGCAGCGUUCAUCUUCAUCUACCGUAGAGUAAUCGAUCCAAUCUACACUCGAUUAACCAAAUCGAGCCUCACAGAGCUUCAAAGAAUGGGGAUCGGACUUGUAAUCGCAAUCUGUGCCAUGGUAUCCGCCGGAACCGUCGAGGUUUUUCGAUUAAGAUACGCCGACAAAGAUUGCCUCCAUUGUGAGGAAUCGAGUUCCCUAAGCAUUUUCUGGCAGAUUCCUCAGUACGUACUAAUCGGAGCAUCUGAGGUUUUCAUGUACGUCGGCCAACUGGAAUUCUUCAACAGUCAAGCACCUGACGGACUCAAAAGCUUCGGUAGUGCUCUCUGUAUGACCUCGAUUUCCUUCGGCAACUACGUUAGCAGCUUGCUGGUGACGAUCGUGAUGAAGGUCUCAACGAACGGUAACAUGCCGGGAUGGAUCCCUGGAAACCUAAACAGAGGCCAUUUAGACCGAUUUUUCUUCCUCUUAGCCAUCCUCACGGCGGCGGAUCUCAUCGUCUACAUCAUCUGCGCCAAAUGGUACAAAUACAUCAAAUUCGAGAGCCGUGAGGCCGCCGCCGCCGCCGCUAUCGCCACUGUCUAGGGCUUCGCUCCGACCGAAAAUGGCGGCAGAAUAAAGUUGGAGGGAGAAGAAUGUCAAUUCCAACGCCGUUUGAUCCAAUUUCGAUGGUUUCAUAAUCGAAUUAUUUGAUUAAAAGAAAAAUAAAUAAAUAAGUAGUUUUGAGGUGGUUCGAUCAUGACCGUUGAAAUUGGACCGGACAUAAUCGUGGCUGUAGAUUUGAAGACGAAACCUACUCCGGUCGGAGGAUAACCGGGCGGUUGACGCUAUGAGACUUGAGAGAUGAUUCCGAUUACUUUCCAGUUGAGCGAUGUAAUAUUUAAUUCAACGUUUUAUUGUUGUGUUAUAAUGAAAUAAAAAAUGUCAUUUUUCUCUA